Messenger RNA from Meleagris gallopavo (turkey), 4626 nucleotides. The record is from RefSeq and is a predicted model, not a curated record. Lineage: Eukaryota; Metazoa; Chordata; Aves; Galliformes; Phasianidae.
CCCUUCUUACGUAAGAAGCCCUGUUGAAUAGCGUUCUACGAUAAUGACUUGUUCACUUGCUCAUGUUGCACAGAAAAUUUAACUCUAGAAUACGUUAUAGGAAUUCUGAUAUUGAAAAGCCAAAAAUCAAUUCAAGCAUUUCUUUCAUGCUUUUACUGUGAGCAACAUUUGCUGAGUCCACAUCCUGACACAUGGGUGCAUUUGUGACAAGAACAGAGAGGCAGCCAGCCAGGUCAACGGUUGGGUUAUUGGCUCCUGACUGCCAGUGCCCUUUCAUUGGAAUCUACGCUUGUCUGUUUGUUUACUGCAUUGUGCCUUUCUGUCAAGUUGUCUGGCAAACUGAAGCCGAUGGCUGCAGCGCUGACACUCCUCGCCCAGCGCCGGGCUCCCCCGCAGCCGGUGCCAGUUCCAGCACCCUUACCCCUGGACUCCAUUUCCCAGCUCGCCCCGCGCCCUCCGCCGUGGAGGCCGCGCCGAGAAGAUGGCGGCGCCCGUGUCGCCCUUGGUUACUGCGCGCUGCCUGCUGCGGGCACCGGUGCCGCGUGCUGCCCGUCUGCUGCCGGCACGGGCCCUGCCGAGAGGAAUAGAUUAUUCUAGAAGCUGUAGUGUUGUGAAUGAUUUUUGCAGUCUGCUCCACGAUGCAGCAUAUGCAAGUCAAGCAGCAGAUGAAAAGGUGGUUCUUGGUACGCUUACAGAUGCUAAUUCUAGAGCCUUACUGGUUUGCAAUGGACCUUUAGAACAUUAUGACUUUCUGAUUAAGCAAGAAGAGCUGAGGAAUGAUGAGCAGCAAAGAAAAGUUGUGCAGCACCUGCAAAAAUUGCAUGAGAGUCUUAAAGGCUACAGCAUCAGCUCAAAAAAUUUUCUCUCAAAGCUCUUUGCAAAAAACAAACCUCCGAAAGGUCUUUAUGUCUAUGGGAGAUGCACAGGGAAGACAAUGGUGAUGGACAUGUUCUAUUCUCACUUAGAAGUAGAAAGGAAAAAGAGAGUCCAUUUUCAUGGCUUCAUGCUGGAUGUGCACCAGAGAAUACAUCGCCUUAAGCAGAGCUUGCCUAAAAGAAAGCCAGGAUUUAUGGCCAAAUCAUACGACCCAAUUGCACCAGUAGCAGAGGAAAUAAGUGAAGAAGCAUGUCUCUUAUGUUUUGAUGAAUUUCAGGUCACUGACAUUGCUGAUGCCAUGAUUCUGAAGCAGCUUUUUGAAAACUUGUUCCAGAAUGGGGUUGUCGUUGUGGCAACAUCUAACAGGCCUCCAGAAGAUCUCUAUAAAAACGGUCUUCAGAGAGCUAAUUUUGUACCAUUCAUUGCUGUGCUGAAGAAAUACUGCAGCACAGUCCAGCUUGAUUCUGGAAUAGACUACAGGAAACGAGUGCUUCCUGCUGCUGGAAAACUGUACUACCUCACAAGUGAAGCUGAUGUGGAGGCUGUCAUGGAUAAGUUGUUUGAUGAGCUGGCUCAGAAACAAAAUGAUUUAACUAGACCAAGGAUUCUAAAAGUGCAAGGCAGAGAGCUGAGGCUGAAUAAAGCGUGUGGAACCAUUGCAGACUUCACAUUUGAAGAGCUAUGUGACAGACCUCUUGGGGCCGGUGACUACUUGGAAAUAUCAAAGCAUUUUGACACAGUCUUUGUUCGUGACAUCCCGCCUCUUACCAUGGCAAAAAGGACUCAAGCUCGGCGUUUCAUUACUCUGAUUGAUACCUUUUAUGAGCAUAAGGUGCGCAUUAUCUGCUCUGCAGCGACUCCUCUCCAAAGCUUGUUUGUGGUGGAAGCCGGCAGCGGUGAGCUGGAGGACAGCAGAGUGUUGAUGGAUGAUUUGGACUUGAGCCAGGAUUCUGCCAAAGGUCUCUCCAUGUUCACAGGAGAAGAGGAAAUCUUUGCAUUUCAGCGUACUAUCUCACGGCUCACAGAAAUGCAGACUGAACAAUACUGGAAAGAUGGGGACAGAAACAAAGAGCAGUUGUAAUUAAAAGUUGAAUAAAAGCACCAGAAAUUAUGCAAAGAAGUAAAACUACAGAAUUAGAAGGCCUUAUAGCACAACCGAAGUAAUAAUGGCACUUUAUCAUCUGGACUGUGUUUCUUUCAUUGUUUGGUUUUCAUGCUUAGGACAUGAAGACUUAUUCUUCUGUACCCUCAGUGUGUGGGCAUGUGAAAUUUUACCUUCGAUUUAUUUUCUGUGAAACGUAAUUUGAUAUUGAGGAAAUGUAACUGGAUUAGGAUUAGUCUGGAGACAAAAGUCACUGGGCUCUGCAGGAUUCACAGUGGGUCGGGAAUGCUGUUACCCAAAGAGGGCACUUUGUGGAUCACGCACUGCGUCUGUCCCCUCUUGCACAGUUUGCACAAAAGAGAGAUGGAAGGCUUUCCUGAUGGAACUCCUCAUGUUCUGUAGCUCUCUGCAGAGAACUACAUAGCUCCUCUGUAAUCUAUUCUCCUUUGUUCUUUUUCCCCUCUGUUUUCUGUGUGUAACCAUCUGUUGACUUUCAGACUCCAAGAGUUUUGUGUAAUCAGCCCGUUGCUCAGUUUGGUUAAUACAAAACUAACAGUUUGAUCCCAGAGCAGUCUGAGGAGGAGCUAGAGGGUACCGGAAACCUCAGAGGAUUAAAUCCAAGUAAUCACAUAAGGUAAAAGAAACUGCCUUGGCAGUGUAUACCAUAACUUGUAAGUGCAACUUAGUACUUCCCCUGUAUUUUCCAUUUCUUGCAAGCUAGGUUUGCUCCUUUCACUCUGGUAAUGUAUUUCUGAACUUUCAUCUCUGCAGCACCUUCCAUCACUAGUGACACAUCUGCCCUGAGCUGGCAAUGGCAGGACAGUGCUACUGAGGCAGUUCCACCAUUUUGCAAUACAAGUGUGUUUUACCAAAAUGUAUUAUUACCAAAUAUUAUUACCAAAAAUAUUCAUCUCUGCCUUUAUGAUGCCCGUUUGAGCCCUAACUCCCAUCACAAUUGAAGCAAGCUUUUAAAAGGGACUUUUUAAUAGGAGGAAGUGGAGAGGUCCUGUGCACUUAAGAGUUGUUACAGUAGUACAGAUGCUUUGGGAGUCUCGUGCUCAAGUCUGGAUUCCUGUUCUGACCACUUCUUUGGCCUGGGAAUUACUUGUACAGGCUGUGCCUGCUCUCCAGAUAAUCUUUAGAGCCUGUGCUUAUAGUUUACAAUUGAUGCAACUCUGUUAUGCCCACAGGAGUGACUACAUCUGAGAAUUUUAAUGUAUAUUUAUGAAAAAUCCAAUGAGAAUAUAUUACGUUUACUUAGGAAUUGCUGAAGAAUGGAUAUAUGCUUUAUUUAUACAUACCUAAAUGUAGGUAAAGCUAAUACAUAUAAUUCAAGUGUGUGGUCGUAUAUUUGUACAUAGCAAUCUCUGCUCAUCAGCCUGGCCUAAGCUAACAGCUGUCCUGAAGUUCCAGCUUACACUCAACUUUUCUUUUUUCUAAUUGCAUAAAACGCCCUUGGCCUUGUCCAAUUUAUUUAUUAUGGUAGAUAUUUUUUUGCAUUAUUUAAAAAACAGUGCAUACAUUUAGCUCCUAUGUCCUCCUCUAUCUAUGAUAGAGAAGAAAUGCAGAAUCUUACAGAAAUGCAGGUGAGACAUGGGACACAUGAGAGAGGAGCUCUGGCAGGCUGUGUUCCCACAGAACUUAGGCUGUGGAAGUCUCUGUGGGUUAACCUCAUUAAACCAGGGCUUCCCAGGAGCCCUGGGGCUGAUGUGCUUGUGCUCCAACAGGCACAGUUUUGCAUGGUGGUAUUUGAGGCUUUCCUGUACUCUGUGCACUGACCCCAAACUCAGAUUCUCCAAGUUUCAUGGAAUCAUAGUCUCAUUAAGCUUGGAAAAGACCACUAAGAUAAUCGAGUCCAACUGUCAACCCAUUGCCACCGUGCCCCUAAGCCAUGUCCCUCAGUGCCACAUCUACCUUUUUCUUGAAAAUCUCCAGAAUUUUCUGGAAGCAUAGCCCCUAAUUGCAGCAUGCCUGCAAUUCAGAAUCAUUGAAAGCAUCCUGGGAUGCAGGUUAGCUCUGCUGAGCCAUAGGAGGGAAGCCACUUUCCCAGAAGCUUCCAGAGUCAGCACUGCUCCCAAAACACAUUCCUCAGUAAAGCCAUAGUGCAGCCUUGACUUGGCCAGGUAGGAAGCCUUCUGCUGGGAUUCUUUGGUAGGUGCUGCCAACAAUCAGGCAGAGGAAAUGGGGAAUAUUUCAGAAGCAUUUUGGGGCUGAAAGGAGCUGGAAAAACAGGAAAAGCUGCUAUAAUCUGUGCAGCAUUUGUGGUUGCACUGAGAGCGUGGAUUGCUGCACUGAGGUCAGGACCACGAGGAGAAGUUGCUGGGACCAAUCUAUCUGCCAGCCUGGAUGCCAGAGCGGAGAUCACUGCAGUACCUGCAGAAGAAGCAUAUUGCAUGCAUCCACUGCUUUAAAGAAUGUAAAGCCCUAUAUGCUUCUUGUAGGGUGUCAUUUAUAAUUGUGUGGCAUGCAUAAAUUCUCUUUCCAAUGGCAAUUUUGGGGUGGGAUGGACCUGAGGCCAAAUAGCUUCCAGGCAAUUGAGCAUUGUAUGAGAUGUAUCCCUGAGGCAUGAAUUAAUUAAAACAUUAAGAUGUUUUAAUUGCCAAAAUGCAAACAAUGAAAUGCCUGUGAAUAAAUUGUCCCUUAAUGGC